AUGGACUCGACUCCAGUGACGGCUCUCAAGGAGCUUCGCAUCGACACUUCUAUCGGCGCGGCUCCGUUUUCCACAGACACCGAGUCCGAAUUGCCCGUGGUCGAAGUAGCUCAGCUCUCACCCAAACUCGACCGUGUUCGACAUCACCUCAUCCCAGCACGCACAAACACCUGCGUCCGCGCGCCUUGCCUCAAGCGACAAGCCUCUGUCCCGAUCUCGAGCAUCUCUCUCGACCUGGCCAGUGCUCGUCGUGGAAGCGCUUCCGUCCAGGACCGGGUGGCUUCCAACCCUCUGCCCACCUCGUUUGCCGCUCCGCGCAACCUCGUCCUCCAAUCGGCUUCGCGCCAUGUCCACUUUGACGAUGCUCCGCCCGAGGAGUUUUUUGUGCUUUCCGGCGCGUCUUACGAUCGCCGUCCAAUCAAAUGCACUCAGGGCGGCUCCGAGUUCGACAUGAGCCUUCCGCCCCGAUGCAAAUCCUAUAACGGAGACGAUUCCAACGACGACGACGCCUCUUCCACAGACGGGGGCCCCAUUACCCUUGAAUCUGCGGAAGAACCCGCACCCGAUGUCGGCUUCUUCCACGACCCUACGCUCGAGAACUGGGCCUGCAUCAAAAAUGGAACCGUCAUCGCUUCCGUCGGCUACCAGCCACGACAGCAGCAGUCCGGCCUGAUGGCCAGUGGCAAAUCGCUCCACUUUUCCGCCCUGUCCUCGUCGCAGCAUGCCUCGGCUCUCAACGGGGGAGCAGAUCCUUCCCUGAGCUAUCCAGAGACACAACCGGAAGCGACGUCGCAGAAAGUGAGCCUUCCCGUGCACGGCUUCCGCUCCUUUGGCGGUCUUCAAAACAGUCUUGCUCCAAAGACAGCAGCAGCAGCAGCUGUUGCCGCCCCUGUUCAACCGGUGGCGUCGCCAAAGCAGGCGCCCAGCACCGAGGAGACGACUCCGCCGUCUGUCCGCAAGCUUUCGCCCGAUGCCACGCCUAUGCCAAGCCCUAGCCUGCACAAGUCCAUCGGCGCUUUUACCAGCGUAAGCUACUUUGCCAGCGGUUCGAGUUGCGCGCAGUCGUCCAGCACUGCCGACAGCAAGCAUACCCGAGAAGCACCGAGCAAAGACAUGGCCUUGUCCAGCGAAAAUGCGCUCGGCAUCAUGGAGGUGCUACGUGACGAAGCGGCUAACGCUUCCAGCAACGACACGGGUCGUGACUUUCGCGUCAACGAACCCAGCCUGAGCUACACCAGUACCAGUAGCCCGUCCGGCAUCAAGCCGGCGCGUAUCACGGUCAACGUGCCGGAAGCCACCGCACGUUCCACACCGCGACGCAUGGGCUUGGAAAGGAGGAUGGCCGACAAGGACGCCGUGCGCAUCUCCAGCCUCCAUCCCUCGGCAUCUGUCAAUGGAGGUGUCACGGCAUCGUCUUCCGGCUGGUCCAACUUGCUCGGCGUCACUUCGUCGCCUCUGUCAUCGCGUUGCUCUUCGGUGGAUCCCUGGAGCAGCCUGAGCAGCGAUGGAGACGGAGAUGGAACCGAGUCGCCCUGCAACGAGACGAGCUGGAUCAGCAGCAACUGCACCAGUCCCGACCUCAGCCCUUUCGAACAGGCGGCCGAAGGCUUCAGCCACAAGAACGGCUCACACCCACCCGUCGGCUCGACUCCGAGCUGGCUGGAAGCACGCAGCAUCAAGCACGUCGACUCUACAUCAACGCUCAGCAAUGGUGGCUCGAGCUACGCCAAAGCGAUCCUGUCCGAUGCAGAACGCGAGCUCAACACGCCCAAAAGCACCGAUCUUGCCGACGAGACCAAAUUUUCGUCGUCGGUCGAGACGGUCAGCACGAUGAGCUGGGAGCACAAGCGCUUGACGGGCAUGGUAUCCAGCAAUCUGCUUGGCGGAAUUUCAAGUGGCGAUGUUUCGACCUCGGAAGCCACGACACCCGAAUCGUCUCGGCGACCCAGCUUCCAUCACAACGACGUGGUGUCGCAUCGACUGUCGCCGAGUUUGAGGACGGGCUUUGCGGACCACGAUUCUUCGGCCAUCGACACACUCGACGAGGACGAUUCGCACAUGCUGCGCGUGCGCUCGCACAGCAGGGACGGGCAUGCCAAGAAGAAGUCCACCAAGUGUCGAUACUGCCGAUCGCUGCGACAGCGCAUCAAGAACGCGGGCACGGAGUCGUCGGCGCCGACGUCGUCUGGCGGCUCUGCUCAGAUCACGGACGCGGAAGAGGAUGCAGAGGGCAAGGGCGGGUAUCUCAGUCUGGCAUCGGCGGCCGUGUCGCUGGCACAGCACGACUCGCGCAAGGUCAGUGCCGAUCUCCCAGGCUCUACCGAGGUGUCCGAGAUGGAGGACGAGGAUGCGCAGCGCUCGAGCGUGCGCUCGCUGAGCAUGGACGAAUGGUCGUCUAACGCCUCUCGUUCGCGAUCACGCGAUCGUUCUGCCUUGUCGCGUGUUUCUGCCACCAUGGAAGCGCAGCAUGAUCGCGAAUCAUCCAACUCACCCGCGGAGAGCUGCUCCGAGUCGCCGCGCGUAUUGGCGGUAAACUUACCCACGGAAUGUACGUGCGACAAGAAGCGGGAAAAGGAGCGGAUGAAGAAGAAGAUGCGCAAGGAGCGCGAGUUGGAGCGCGAACGCGACCGCGAAUGGGAGCGAGACCAGGCGAGGGGCAGACAGAAGAAGCUGUUUGGCGAGAGCUUUGGCGACGCCGACACGAGCUGUCUGUCUGCGCUGGACGGUUUCUAA
Messenger RNA from Sporisorium graminicola, 2733 nucleotides. RefSeq lists its product as uncharacterized. The record is from RefSeq and is a predicted model, not a curated record. Bases 1 to 2733 code for a protein of 910 amino acids. Lineage: Eukaryota; Fungi; Basidiomycota; Ustilaginomycetes; Ustilaginales; Ustilaginaceae. The transcript has a single exon.